ACAAUCACGCACAAAAGCGAUUAUCCUUGCCUUUGAUAUUCUUCUUAAUCUUCAUUCUUCUUCUUUGAUUAAUCAACAUAAUUAAUAGUGAUCAUGGCAAAGCAUAUGUCUGAUCCUCUUGUGCUCGGAAGAGUGAUCGGAGAUGUUGUCGAUCCUUUUUCUCCGAGCCUUCGUAUUUCGGUGACUUACUCCAACAAGAAGGUAUACAACGGUCACGAGCUGCUUCCUUCCUCAGUAACCACAAAACCAAAGGUUGAGGUUCAUGGGGGUGAUAUGAGAUCCUUUUUCACUCUGGUCAUGACAGACCCGGAUGUCCCUGGUCCUAGUGAUCCUUAUUUAAGGGAGCACUUACACUGGAUAGUGACAGACAUCCCCGGCACUACUGAUGUUUCAUUUGGAAGGGAAGUGGUGAGCUAUGAAAUGCCAAGGCCAAACAUUGGGAUCCACAGGUUUGUGCUCCUUUUGUUCAAGCAGAAACGCAGGCAAACAGUGGCUGCUCCUCCUCCUUCAAGGGAGCGAUUCAGCACUCGUUCUUUCGCCCAAGAGAACGAGCUUGGCCUUCCUGUGGCAGCUGUUUUCUUCAACGCCCAGAGGGAAACUGCCUGUAGAAGACGCUAGCUGACCAAAAAAAAAAACACACUUAAUUUGAAAAAAAAUCAGUUAUCAGUUCAUCAUCACUUGGCAGUACUAUUAUCUCUCUCUCUCUCUCUCUCUCUCUCUAUAUAUAUAUAU
This is a messenger RNA of Morus notabilis, 732 nucleotides long. Its product is annotated as CEN-like protein 2. Gene Ontology annotation, biological process: vegetative to reproductive phase transition of meristem; negative regulation of flower development. The transcript has 4 exons. Bases 94 to 618 code for a protein of 174 amino acids. Lineage: Eukaryota; Viridiplantae; Streptophyta; Magnoliopsida; Rosales; Moraceae. Gene Ontology annotation, cellular component: nucleus; cytoplasm. The record is from RefSeq and is a predicted model, not a curated record.